Messenger RNA from Cucurbitaria berberidis CBS 394.84, 1379 nucleotides. Its product is annotated as 6-phosphogluconate dehydrogenase-like protein NAD-binding protein. Lineage: Eukaryota; Fungi; Ascomycota; Dothideomycetes; Pleosporales; Cucurbitariaceae. The coding region runs from base 157 to 1131 and encodes 324 amino acids. The record is from RefSeq and is a predicted model, not a curated record. The transcript has 2 exons. Gene Ontology annotation, molecular function: oxidoreductase activity, acting on the CH-OH group of donors, NAD or NADP as acceptor; NADP binding.
ACUUGCCUUAUUCAAACUAGUGUGAUGCUUCCUUCGCGCAGCUACAUGACCCUGAGUCACCCCAAAGCUACAAUUCAGCCCUUACUUUAUCAUUUCCGGUAGCUGUGUAAGACUUUGAUACGACUUUGUUGUGAUCACCCUGACUGCCCCCUCAAGAUGUCUUCACCGGAACAGCUUCGCCUAGGGUGGAUCGGUCUUGGAUCGAUGGGUCUGGCCAUGGCUAUCAACAUACAGAAAUAUCUAGAAGAGAAAACACUUCCUCCACUAAAGUAUUGGAAUCGUACGCUAUCACGCGGAGACGUUUUAAGAGAAAAGGGUGCCGUUCCAGGUCAAUCAAUCGCAGAACUAGUGCAGAGCUGUGAUGUGAUCUUCAUCUCGGUCAGUGACGAUCAAGUUCUCAAAGGAGUCACCAACGAAGUGAUUGAGAGCGGUCCUAUCGACGAAAAGAUUUUCGUUGAUACUACGACCGUCCAUCCAUCAACCACAACAUCCAUCACCACCUUACUUCAAAACAAACAAGCAUCAUACAUCGCUGCCCCUGUAUUCGGCGCAACACCCCUCGCUCAAUCCGGCACUCUCCUAAUCGCCGUAGCCGGCUCCCAUCAAGCCAUCCAGGCCAUCUCCCCCUUCCUAAAAGGCGUCCUAGCCCGCGCCGUCAUCGUCGUAGGCUCCGAGCCCUCUCAGGCCCUCCUACUGAAAACAACGAGUAACUUCAUCACUGCCGGCCUCAUGUAUCUCCUCUCGGAAGCACACACAUUCGCUUCGAAAACCGGCCUACCAGCUGACGUGCUUGAAUCCCUCAUUGAACAGAACUUCGGCGCGUAUGCGCACGGUGUGUCUAAGCGUCUCACGUCCGGCGCGUAUUUCCCUGCGGAAGGGCAGGCACCGAGCUCAGGCCUUGAAUUGGGCAUCAAGGAUGUAGGGCAUGGUGUUAGUCUGGCGAGGGAGAAAGGAAUGAAAGUGGAGGUUGGAGAGUUGUAUCUUGGGGCUGCGGAGGAGGCGAAGGCGUUUGGGGACGAGAGGGGGAGGAAGUGUGAUAGCAGUGCUGUGUUCGGGGUUGUGAGACAGAGGGCUGGUUUGGACUUUGAGAGUGAGGAAGUGAAAGAGAGGGAUGCUGCGAGGAGAGUGUAAGAAACACGAGAAAUAUAUGGAACUAGUAAGGACAACUCAUACAUAAAGUUAGAAAUAUUAAGCAUAGCGAGACUCAUGCACAUAACAAGAUGAGCAACACUAGCUUACCGUUAUGUAGGACUAUUUUCUUGCAUUACGUGUGUAUCACACACCGGUAAGCAACGCAACUACCGAAUAAGACUGUGGCAUCCGUGGCGCUGAAUUGCCACAGUAAUAGUAGCCGGCGAAGGCAUACAAACAAUAAUACC